AUGGCCAUGACGGACGAGACGGAUGACAGCGGGGGCGUCAUCCUGGAUGGUCCGUUCGACCCUGAUGCCCAGGCGACUGUGACCGAUUUCAUAGACUAUACCGAAUACCUCCCUGCCGACCUCAUCCGCUCCUUGACCCUCAUCCGCGGCCUCGAUGACCGAUACCUCGACUCGGCGCAGGGAGUACAUCAGCUCACCCAAAUCUAUGGCCAACUCCCCGAGCUUCCAGCAGACCAAAGACCCAGUGCCAUCGAGCUGCGCAAGGAUAUCUCGCUUCAGCUAGAUCGCGCAAUCAAUGCGCGCGAGUCUGCGUAUGCUGAGGCCUGUCGCCUGUACGACGUAGUAGAUCGUCACUUCGACCGACUGGGUUGUAUCCGCCAGAAGCUAGAAGCACUUCCGAAACCGCCAUCAUCGGAACCGUCACCGGUGCCCGAGCCCACACCGAAGCGUGCACGUACAACAAAGAAGCCAGAAGGAACAAACCCGACGCGCAUCACCCUUCGCGUCGACAAUCGCCGACCCAGAGAUCACAAGAGGAGAAAGUACCACAUGGGCCUUGAUGGAGCAGGAUUCGACCCCGACUCCCCGAUUGCCAGUACUGAGCAAUCAGAUGCGGAGACCGAUCUCGCUACAAUCAUUCCUAAGCCAUCUAGACCGAAGAAAGAAAAGCCACGUCGUCAAAGUUCGGGCAAUGGACAAUCGACUGCUCAAGCUCUUGCGCAAUUAAAACCACCACCUGAGGAUGCCAAGUUGGGUAGCGAAGACUUGCCAUGGCUGCGACUCACUGAAUGGGAAAUGACACGAUUGCGAAAGAAGAUGAAAAAGAAUGCUGUAUGGCAACCCAGCGAGGUGAUGAUUCACCGCGAGCUGGCACUUGCAAACCGAGGGUGGGAAGCCUACAGGUUAGCCAAGGCUUUUGCGGAAGAGACGGGGGCGGAGUUCAUUGACUGCGACAACAUUGAGCAAACUCGCCGGGGCGAGGCUGCCAAAGAUCUGGAAGAAACGAAACUGAGCAAUCGCGGAAUGAAGCUGAACGAAGCGAAGAAAUUGAAGCGAGAACAGUUGGCUCGUGAACAGGCCUUGAUGGAUGGCGAUGGAGUUUUGCCCAAGGCUAUACAAAGCCCCGCGCAGCCAACACCUGCUGCUAAUCGGUCUUCGCGAAAAAGAAAGAGAGAGGAGGCUAUGAUCGAAGUGCCUGAAGCUGCCAUUCCCGAGCCUGCUCCCGAACCGGUGCCUACGGCAGCCCCAAUUUCUGCACCGACACCUGCACCCGUGCCAGCAACCUCUUCUCGAUCUGGCGCUCGACGUAGAUCCAGUCGAGGUGCCAUACCAACUUCAGAAACCGGUAACAAAACCGUCACUCUCAUCAAAACCCGCGUCUCUCCCCCGGCCGAAGCCCCUGUUUCCCCUCCUCUCCCCAGUCCCACUGGUUCCCGCCGAUCCAAUCGAUCAUUUGUCCUCCCUAUUACCACACCUACUCCUCCCGUGACCCGGCCUUCUUCGCGACGUUCAGUGGCAGCAGCAUCAAUUGAGACAGGAACUCUGAAUGGAAUCCAUGCCGCUCUAACAACCAAUGUCCGCGAUCAACGCAUCAAGAGCGCAACACCCACCCACAAACCUCAGAUUCGCGAAUCAUCUCAUGCCCCGAGCGUUCAAGGUCCAGACCGUAGACGAAAGCGUCCUGCGCCAGGUCCCAUUUCCUCUGGUCAGGAUGGCGGAGCAGCGGUGAGCUAUGGACGCCGAAAGGCCAAACCAGGAAAGAAACGCAUCAAUGUUCGCGAUUCUCAGGAUGUUCGGGUCGAUGAAGACGGCGUGCUCGAGCAGAUUGAUGUCAAUGAGCCUCGAUAUUGCCUCUGUGGAGAUGUCAGCUUUGGCACAAUGAUCUGCUGCGAGAAUCAAGAUUGUGACCGAGAAUGGUUUCAUCUUGACUGUGUUGGUCUGACCGAGGUUCCCUCUCGCACGGCAAAGUGGUACUGUCCACAGUGUCGGAUCAAACUUCAUAAGGGAGAGGACGGUAUUAUCAAGGGGGGGUCACGACGUUAG
Messenger RNA from Penicillium nucicola, 2043 nucleotides. Its product is annotated as putative PHD finger domain protein. The coding region runs from base 1 to 2043 and encodes 680 amino acids. Gene Ontology annotation, cellular component: Rpd3L-Expanded complex; Rpd3L complex; nucleus. The record is from RefSeq and is a predicted model, not a curated record. Gene Ontology annotation, biological process: regulation of DNA-templated transcription. The transcript is spliced from 2 exons. Lineage: Eukaryota; Fungi; Ascomycota; Eurotiomycetes; Eurotiales; Aspergillaceae.